Trematosphaeria pertusa is the source of this 753-nucleotide messenger RNA. RefSeq lists its product as uncharacterized. The transcript has 2 exons. Bases 1 to 753 code for a protein of 250 amino acids. The record is from RefSeq and is a predicted model, not a curated record. NCBI's taxonomy places the organism in Eukaryota, Fungi, Ascomycota, Dothideomycetes, Pleosporales, Trematosphaeriaceae.
AUGAGGUUCUGCGGCCUCAGCUUCCCCAGGAAGGAGGAGGAGCCGGAGCAGUACUUCAACAUCGCGGUUCUGAUCAUCGGCUUCAUGGCGUGGACGGCCGAGCCUAGACCCAAUCUCGGGCUCCAGAUGGUGAGGCAGUCUCUGGUCCCCAACCCCGAUCAAGGGCGACGCCACGAUGGUGUCGAUGUCUGGCCUCAUGGCCUGGAGCGGGGUCAUCAACUACCGCCUGCCCAUGGACGUGGGCUACAUCAAGCCCGGGACGGUGCUCAAGGACCAGCCCUGGUAGAAGCCGGCGAUCGAGGGGAUCGUCCUGAGCAGAGAGACGACCGGAACCGGGGACCCGUACGUGAUUGUGCAUGUGUCGUCGAACGGCCUCAUGCUGGGGGACAAGAUCGGGAACUCGCAGGGGGGAUGAAGAUGGUGGUCGGAGACGUGAUCGAGUACGACGACAUGAUCGAGAUAGUAGACGAGCACACGGGCAUCCCCUUCAAGCCGAACGUGAUCAUGUCCACGAAGAACCUCACGAGGGGGACCAGCCGUUCGGAUCCCUGGAGAAGCCCAAGGGCACCGGAGGGGUUGUCCCCGACCACCCACUUGAGGCUGUUCGGCUCCAUACUCGCCACCGCGUCUCGCAUCGAGUUCGCGUCCAAGUCCAUGAAGUGGGACUCGCACACGAGCAUAAUCCCGGGGCACGCCGCCAUUGUGAACAUGAAGCCCGCCGAGAUGUUGUCCCCCUCGGUCUCCGGGGUGUAG